UCUAUUAAAAUUAUUCAUAUCAAAUAUUCCAUUUUACCUAAUCUGUUAAUAGAGGAAUUCAGAAAGAAGGCAUUUGUGACUGGGGAAAUUCACACAUUUUCUGGCCUUUUUAAUGAGAAUGAGUUCAACAGAGUACUUCCUUAAAUUUGGUUGGAGUUUAUACCCUGCUUGGGCUUCUUGAUCCCCAACUGUGUUUUACAGAUUAACUUGACCCAGACAUAGACCCUAUCUGCCAUUCUGCAUGUAUCUUAUGGAGGAGGGUAAAGUAGCAAUCUUAAUGAAUACAUAUGUUGUUGGUGUCCUUUUAAUUUUGGUGUCCAGCUCCCUACACUCACUUCUAACUGACUCCAUGGGUUUUUUUGCAAUUGAGCAUCACAGCCAUGUGCCUGGAUUGUAAAUGUCGAUAAGAAACGUGGAAGGCUUCUCCAGACUAGAAGUUAUGAUUAUAGAGAAUGCUGGGCUGCAUAUGAUUGCUCCAUGGCGAAGAAGAGGAGAGCUGAAAAGCAGGCACUGGGGGUGCCAGUUAACAAGCGGAAAUCCCUGUUAAUGAAACCACGGCACUACAGCCCAGACGUGGACUGCAAGGGAAACCCGGACAACAGGAAUGAGGAUGAUGGCCUCUUAGAGACGAAUGAUCACUCCACUGCAGAGGGAAACAUGGUAAAGCCUGUAGAGGAGACCCUUCAUUCACCUGCCCAAGAAAACUCGCUCCAGACAGAAGACCAAUAUGCGUGUUAUCCAGAGCUCAUGGGUAAAUCUCUAAUGCACCUAGGCAAAUACGAAGAAAGCCUGUCUGUGCCAACCAUAAGAGAAAACUUAAACGAUAGUGGCAUCCAGUCUUUAAAAGCAGAGAGUGACGAGGCAGAUGGGUGCUGUACGAGCCAUUCAGACGAUGGAAGGGACAAAGUCCUCAGCUCCCAGCCACCUUUCUGCUCCUCUGGCGACAGUGAAAGUGACUCUGACGGCGCCGAGAAUGGAUGGGGCAGAGGCUCCGUUUCCUCAGAAGACACGGACCCUCACAGAGGCCACAAACACAAGCCGGCAUACUCUAAAAAAGACCUGCUGGAGGUUCCUGGGAUAAAAGCUGAAGGUGACAAAUUUGCCCCAUGUGAGAACAGGUCUGAUUCCGACACCGAAGGGAGUGACCCACAGAACUCCCACACGGAACCCUUGGCUGUCAAAGCCCGGCCUUCCUUUCCAGAGGCUGAAGAUGGUGAGAGCCUGGUCCCCAGUACAGAGGAGCCUGGAGAAGUGGAUGAAGUGAAGGGGAACCUGAGUUUGUUGGAGCAAGCUAUUGCUCUGCAGUCUGAACGAGGUUCUGUCUUCCAUCACACCUACAAGGAGCUGGACUGCUUUCUCCUGGACCACCUGGUGAGGGAGCGGAGGCAACCCAAGGUUACUGACACUGGUGGAAGACAAAUCUUUAACAAUAAACAUUCGCCAAGGCCUGAAAGGAGGGAGGCCAAGUGCCCCAUCCCUGGCUGUGACGGCACGGGGCACGUAACUGGGCUCUAUCCCCACCAUCGCAGCCUUUCCGGGUGCCCCCACAAAGUGCGAGUUCCUCUGGAAAUUCUUGCCAUGCAUGAGAACGUGCUCAAGUGUCCCACCCCAGGAUGCACAGGAAGGGGACAUGUGAACAGCAAUCGCAACACUCACAGAAGUCUUUCGGGUUGUCCCAUUGCUGCGGCUGAAAAGUUGGCAAUGACCCAGGACAAAGGUCAACUUGAUUCUUCCCAAACUGGACACUGUCCUGAGCAAGCUCACAGGACGACUUUGGUGAAGCAAAUUGAAUUUAACUUCCGUUCACAAGCCAUCGCCUCUCCAAGAGCCGCUGCAUCAAAAGAACAAGAGAAGUUUGGGAAAGUACCAUUCGAUUAUGCCAGUUUUGAUGCACAAGUUUUUGGUAAACGUCCUCUCCUACAAACAGGGCAAGGACAAAAAACACCACCAUUUCCUGAAUCAAAGCAUUUUUCAAAUCCAGUGAAAUUUCCUAAUGGGCCGCCUAGUGCUGGCUCCCACACACAGAGCACAAUCCGUGCCAGCUCUUAUGGCCAUGGUCAGUGCAGUGAAGACACCCACAUAGCAGCAGCUGCUGCCAUCCUGAACCUUUCCACCCGCUGCAGGGAAGCCACAGACAUCCUCUCCAACAAACCACAGGGCCUGCGUGCCAAGCAGGGAGCUGAGAUAGAAGUGGAUGAAAAUGGCACAUUGGACUUAAGCAUGAAAAAAAAUCGAAUCCUGGACAAGUCUAUACCCCCAACUUCCUCUCACACGACAAUUUCAACCCCAUCUUCUUCCCCAUUCAAAGCAAGCAGCCUUUUGGUCAAUGCUGCUUUCUAUCAGGCUCUCUGUGACCAAGAAGGCUGGGAUGUGCCCAUCAACUAUAGCAAAACCCAUGGAAAGACAGAGGAGGAGAAAGAGAAAGACCCCGUGAACUCCCUAGAAAAUUUAGAGGAAAAGAAGUUUGCUGGAGAGACCUCUAUUCCAAGCCCAAAGCCCAAGCUCCAUUCAAGAGAUCUCAAGAAAGAACUGAUUACCUGCCCAACACCAGGAUGUGAUGGAAGUGGCCAUGUCACAGGCAACUAUGCAUCUCACCGCAGUGUGUCCGGAUGUCCUCUAGCAGAUAAGACUCUUAAGUCCCUCAUGGCUGCCAACUCUCAGGAGCUUAAGUGUCCGACACCAGGUUGUGACGGUUCUGGGCAUGUGACUGGAAACUAUGCUUCCCAUAGAAGCUUGUCUGGGUGCCCUCGUGCAAGGAAAGGUGGCAUCAAAAUGACCCCUACCAAGGAAGAAAAGGAAGACUCUGAACUUAAGUGUCCUGUAAUAGGGUGUGAUGGUCAAGGUCACAUAUCGGGUAAAUACACGUCACAUCGCACAGCUUCUGGCUGCCCUCUGGCUGCGAAGAGACAGAAGGAGAAUCCCCUCAAUGGGUCCCCUCUCUCCUGGAAGCUGAACAAGCAAGAACUUCCCCACUGUCCUUUGCCAGGCUGCAACGGGCUGGGGCAUGUCAAUAACGUCUUCGUCACCCACAGAAGUUUAUCUGGAUGCCCUCUCAAUGCACAAGCUAUCAAAAAGGUCAAGGUGUCUGAGGGACUAAUGACCAUCAAGCUCAAAGCAACCGGGGGUAUUGAUGGUGAUGAAGAAAUUAGGCAUUUGGAUGAAGAAAUAAAGGAACUGAAUGAAUCCAACCUUAAAAUUGAAGCAGAUAUGAUGAAACUUCAGACCCAGAUAACGUCUAUGGAGAGCAACUUGAAGACCAUAGAGGAAGAGAACAAGCUUAUAGAGCAGAGCAAUGAGAGUCUGCUGAAGGAGCUGGCGGGGCUCAGCCAGGCUCUCAUAUCCAGCCUCGCUGACAUCCAGCUGCCACAGAUGGGGCCAAUCAAUGAGCAGAAUUUUGAAGCGUAUGUAAAUACUCUCACAGACAUGUACAGCAAUCUGGAACGAGACUACUCUCCGGAAUGCAAAGCUCUACUGGAAAGCAUCAAGCAGGCGGUGAAGGGCAUCCAUGUGUAGGAGGGCAGCUCACAGGAAACAGAGGUCACCACAGCAGGGAACUCUAGCAGAUCCAUAGGGGACCUUGCACCCCUGGAGCCUGGAGGCCGCCCCCUGCGUUUAUAAUUGCAACAUUGCACUAAUUUUUCCCUGGCUGACAUAAAAAGGAAAGAAAAACUAUGAUAAACUCUUUGGAUUAAAAGCAAUGCAGUGAAUUAUUAGAUCUCAUUUAUUUUCAUAUCUUUUUCUUUUAUUUCUUCAUUGCACUCUUUAUUUUGUAAAGUAUAUGUAAAAUAAAUGUUACAUUUUAUAUUUUAUUUAUUACUAAUCAAAGAGUUUUUUAUCUUUUAACUGCAUUUUGGAGUCUACCAUAUUUUUACAGGUGUGUUUAUUAAUUUGUCUUCUAAUAGGAUUUAAAUAGAAAUCCUGUUCUCAAAUCACACAUCUUUCUGAGUUUAAAUGAGAAAAAAAACAACAACAAAAAAGGAAGAUGUGAAGGAAAUCCCGGUGUCAUGAUUGCACUAUGGUCAAUUUUGGUUUCUACUGUGCACUUCUUUUCCCCCCUAUAUUGGUUUUUGAUAAUAUGAGCUGCAAAGGAAUAUGAAGAUAAAUGGCGCCCACUAGUGGGAAAUCCAUGUUCAUAAAAGCACAGGAUGCUGGCAAACAGCAUGCUCAAAACUUGAUAGCAAUAAUUAAAUAAAAUAGUCAGCAGAGCAUUCCACGUGGCUGCCCGGAUUUAAUUAAUAUGAAUUAUUUAUUUGAGCUGUUCAAAGCAUAGAUUUUAAGUGAAUCAGAUAUGUCUUUUUUUUUUCAAGUCAGUCACAUUGGCUAGUUGGCAACCCUUCCCCAAGAUGAGAAAUAAGCUUUGAUGUGACCAGUCAAGCUUCUCCUGCUAUAUGUUAGUACAAUAUUACAAGUGACAAUAUUGGUAUAGAAUUUUACUUAGCAAAUACAGACACAUACAAAUGGAAAUUUUGUAGAUAACAUAUCCCCUGAAAUAGCAUGUAUCUUACUAGGUUGACUGGAAAAGAGUGGAAAACAUAAUAAGACAGGAAAAGGUGUUAUUCCAAUCUGAAUAUUGGCAACAUUGGUCUGCACUGCCCAUAAUAAGACAACUUUCAAUUUGAUAUAAUCCUUGAACUACACACACACACACACACACACACACACACACACACACGCAUACACACACAGUCACAAACACUUAUCCACACAUGAAAUUGAGUCUACAAUCUCAACUGGAUCAGAGUUUAGUAAUUGCUGUAGAAAAGGCAAUGUCUAUUUCAGGGACUGUAAAGUAGUUUAAGCAUUCUUUCAAAAGUUUUUUUAUAUUUAUUUUUUUUAAUGAAAAGGUAUAGACAACCAGCUAAACUGCCUUUUUGGUGUGCACACACAUUUCAUGUGCAGAUGUGCCUCUGUGUAAAUGCACACAUGAACUUUAGUGUGAGCUUAAUUUUCUGUGCUAUAAUAAAAGCGUUUAUUUUUUUUAGCCUCAUGAAUACUUAGAUUUAGUGCGAUGGCAUUCACAGGCUUGAAUUCACUGUUACUGUUACCUGCUCUGAUACAUGAAAAGUGGUCCAGUCGCUCGCUCCGCUCUCACGGAUCUGUGGUUCCUGUUAUGCAUCAGGUGGGGCUUAUCUUUGGCUUGGGGUUCAUUUGAACUCUUGAAUCUUAGUUUAGUGAAAAUGAGAUGUCUGUCCUUAGGUAGGGAAAGGUGUUUAUUUAAAACUCAGUUCAAAAGAAGCAGCCGCCAUGAGUGGUGUCUACUGAAAACGGGACACAAAGUUUCCUAUUGAAGUAUGUCUCUGAGCAUUUUGCUACACAGUACUUCAAAGAAGCACACAAAUGGGCUCACUUAUUACAAAGGCAGAAGUUUACUUUGCUAAAUAUUUUAACAUGUUUGUUAUAUAUUUUAUUUAAAGAGAUCUCUUGCAAACCUAUGUAUUUAUUACUAUAAUUUACAUGGUCUCAGUUAAUUUAUUUGUGUUCACAUAGUUUUAUGAAGGGUGUCUGUAUUUAUUUGCCGCCUUGGUACUUGCGUUUUGUAACAUGCACUGAGUUGUUUCCAUUUCAACUGUGUUAAUGACUGAUACUGUAAAUUGGAUCUUUUGUAAACAAAAUGGGCAAUGAUGUAUGCGUUUUUAUUUGAAGUAGUUUGUUUGUAUACUGUUUCUCCAAACAAUUACUAUUUCUUACAUCAAUGCAACAAAAUUGUGUUCAGUGCUGUACAU
Molecule: messenger RNA, 5723 nt
Organism: Microtus ochrogaster (prairie vole)
Lineage: Eukaryota; Metazoa; Chordata; Mammalia; Rodentia; Cricetidae
Gene: St18
Product: ST18 C2H2C-type zinc finger transcription factor
Biological process (GO): regulation of transcription by RNA polymerase II
Cellular component (GO): nucleus
Molecular function (GO): zinc ion binding; RNA polymerase II cis-regulatory region sequence-specific DNA binding; DNA-binding transcription factor activity, RNA polymerase II-specific
Source: RefSeq, a predicted model, not a curated record